Messenger RNA from Heterotrigona itama, 989 nucleotides. Lineage: Eukaryota; Metazoa; Arthropoda; Insecta; Hymenoptera; Apidae. The record is from the annotation of a GenBank genome assembly.
AACGCAACAGAUCGUUUGAAACUAUUAAUUUUUCUUUCUAACUCAUGUUUAUUAGGGCCAUUUUUUCAUGUUUCGACGAGUACUUCUAGAAAUUAUGAACCCUUUUUUUCUAUUCAUCCUGUGUAUGUUGGUAUAUUAUAUACUGAUUAUAUAAAGAUCCAAAUGAAAGAAGGUAUCAAGUUAAUCUUUCCAUUUCAGACAAUCCCGGUGGUUUUGGUUUUAAUGAUCCUGGCAGUGGCUUCGUCCCAGGAUUAUAGUCAGUUGUUCGCUGGAUUCGGCCCUUACCUGAGGCAAGCAGCGGUAAUGCGAGAUCCACGAUCGAACAGGGGCAACAUGAUUUUCCAUUCAGGUCCAGUGCUGUUCCCUCCGGGUCCUCCGCCAAAUAACGCGGACACCAGCGGAGUGAUAGUAGGCGCGAGCGGCUAUGGAUUCGUGCCACCCAACCAAGGUAAAUCGUCGAUUGGAUUCUGAAGGGGGAAAAAAAAAAAAUGAGAGUGCUUUGGUGACGCAGAAGCAAUGAAUGGCACCGAGUCUGCUCUUAAAAUUCGAACCUCCACCAAAAGCUCUGCGCAGCGAGCAGUAAUUUCUUGGGGAUGAAACUAACCCCGGGCACCUAACUUGUGAAUAAAACGCUAUUUAUUUGUUGUCUCACACCUCGGAUCACCCAAAUCUACUCCUAUCUUCGUUCACUCCAACACGUUCACACGCUGCACGAGGAUCUUCACUAUGAAUAGUUAAUUAAUCACGGCUGAAAAUGCUACUCGUACCCAUUGACACUGAUGAUGGCUGUGUCAGUUCAUUGGAAUUUUACUAUUUCGUUGUUGAUAAAAUAACGACAGUAAUUGCGAUGACUAUGUAAUCUUUAGACUCGGUUGUUUAUACAACAGUUUAUAUUUAUACAUUUAUAUAAAUACUAAGGGCUAAAGAAGAAAUUCUCAAAUCGUUACAGUCUUGCUCUGAUUUUUGCAAACAAGGAGUUUGCAGAAUGG